GUAAUUUCCCAGGUUUCUCUUCAGCCACUUCCGGGUCUUCCGUCGUUCCGGAAGCCCACGAAUUCCGGAAGCGAGGGCGACCCAGAUUCGGCUAGGAAAAGCCCAGCUUUCCCGAGAAUGUUUGAGAAAAGGUUGCGCGGCGCCCGGGCGUUCCGCAGACCCCACAGCUCUUGUCAGGUAUGAGGCAAAGCCCUCCAGAAGCAGAUGUGCAGCAGGACUCCACCACCUUUUGGUAGGCCACUGAGUGCUGAAGGGGCCACAGCAUCGGAGGAAAGACAGCAUCAGAGAAGAUAUGGCUGCCAGAGAAGAGAAUAUGCAGAAUGCAACCAGAGUGCUGAGGAUAAGUCAGCUGGAUGCACUUGAACUGAAUAAGGCCCUGGAGCAGCUCGUGUGGUCCCAGUUUACUCAGUGCUUUCAUGGAUUUAAGCCAGGACUGCUAGCACGCUUUGAGCCAGAAGUAAAAGCAUUUCUGUGGCUUUUCCUAUGGAGGUUCACCAUCUACUCCAAGAAUGCCACUGUGGGGCAGUCAGUUUUAAAUAUUCAGUACAAAAAUGAUUCUUCUCCCAACCUAAUAUACCAACCACCAAGUACAAAUCAGAAACUGUGGUAUGCUGUGUGCACCAUUGGGGGGAGGUGGUUAGAAGAACGAUGCUACGAUUUGUUUCGAAACCGUCAUUUAGCGUCUUUCGGGAAAGCCAAACAGUGUGUGAAUUUUGUGGUUGGACUUUUAAAAUUAGGUGAGUUGAUGAACUUCUUGAUUUUCCUACAAAAAGGAAAGUUUGCAACUUUGACAGAACGACUCCUUGGCAUUCAUUCCGUAUUUUGCAAGCCUCAGAACAUGCGAGAAGUUGGCUUUGAGUACAUGAAUAGGGAACUUCUCUGGCAUGGCUUUGCUGAGUUUCUGAUUUUUCUCUUACCACUCAUCAAUAUCCAGAAGUUGAAAGCCAAAUUGUCUUCCUGGUGCAUCCCCCUUACGGGCACUACUGGUAGUGACAGUACAGGAGGUAGCAGUGGAAAAGAGUGUGCUCUGUGUGCAGAGUGGCCCACCAUGCCCCACACUAUUGGAUGUGAGCAUGUAUUUUGUUACUACUGUGUUAAGAGUAGCUUCCUAUUUGACAUAUACUUUACGUGCCCUAAGUGUGGCACAGAAGUGCACAGUGUACAGCCACUGAAAUCAGGAAUUGAAAUGUCAGAAGUGAAUGCUCUUUAGAAACCAAGUUGUUUGCUCUGAAGAAAGUGUAUUGUAUCCAAUUCCUUGGGAUUAGUCAUCUUCAUUAUCAUCUGUAGGUGGCUUUUAACAGGAGUGAGCUGUGCAGCCACUCUCUGCCUUUCCAAGCACAACUCAGUUCUAAUCACUGGAAACCACAUGAUACUAGAGAAUCUUAGAAGUGAUCAUGUUAUUUUUUAGAUCACCUAAUACAAUUUUUAAUGUCAAGAAUACUGGAAAUUUUUUGACAGUUGAAUACUAAGAAUGCUCCUUUAUAGAAAAAGGUCAGACUCUAAAAAUAAAAGAUUUUUGAGACUCUGGGAUGAUUGUGCAUUUAUUCUCGGAGCUAAAGGAACAUUAUAAGCCAACAUCAAAGACUCGUUUAUGUGGAAUUUCAGGUUCUAUUGUCUUGCUGGUAACUAAGCUUUUCCCUGAAGCCAGCUUUCAGGAUUCAGUCCAUAGCUGUCAGACCCCGUCAGAGUUGAAUUCUUACAGAGUUGAAUUCUCAAAAUGUAGCACGUGCUUAAGGCAGCCUAAAAGUGAGUUCUGUGGACUGUGGGACAGCUAGGAUGAAGAACUCUAUUUUCUAAGCCUCUGCCUGGGAUCAACACUCAUGUUCACACUAAGCAUAUUGGUAAUCUUAGGAAGUAAGACUAGAGGAAUUCAUAUCACAUGGAAAUACAAAUGUAAAAGAACAAAAUAAAAGUUUAUAACAGGCUCACUCCCUGAGUUCUUUUUCUGAUCAAUAGUAUAUAUUUCUGAGGGAUACAGGUUAUAAACUCAGCUUGAAACCCUGCCUGUGCCAUUUCUGUGUAUAUGUCCAGAACAAUAAAUACAUGUUUAGAACACAAUUUAGCUUUUUGUUACUGUGAAAGAAUGUCCUGAAAACAAAGGAGAAAAGACUUCUUUGGAUGCACUGUUUCAGAGUUCUUAGCCCUAGGAUCGAUUGGAUCUCGUUGCUCUAGGUGUGGUGGAAGCCUGUGGUGGAACAAAAAUGUCUACUAUGGCAGACAGGCAGAUAAGAUAAGCUGGGGCACACCUCCAAGGAUCAGCUUCACAUAACUAAGCCAAACCUAGUUUCUUCCGCAUCCUAAUAAUGAUGUCAAAUUAUCAAUCUCUGAUGACGUCAGAGCCCUCAUAAUUCAACUACUUUCUGUCAGCUAACAGCCAUACUUUUAACACAUGAGCCUUCAGCAAACAGUUUAAAUUCAGACAACAGCAGAUGGGAUGGUAGUAAUUCUUUACAUUACUGGUGUCAUUAAGGUCCAGAAUUGGCUUCAUUCUCAGGGACAAUAUUGACCACAUUAGAAGUUUUCAUUCUGCCAGAUUUCUCAUCCCACUGGACUGAGACCCUCUUGCUGAGUAGUACAGCAGAAACAAUAGCUCCCCGUUACUGCUCUGACUUGGAUUACAUGCACAUUCAUAAACCAAUCAUGAUGAAUGGGGGGCACCCCAAGUCACUGUGGGUGACACUCGGGAAAGAACCUGUAAUCUAACAGCAUAGGAAGAGGCAGGCGCUGUGGUCUAACAGUGGAGACCAACUGUGGGUUAAAAAUGGCCUUGGCUCAUCAAUAAUGGCUACCUUCUGUUCUGUUCUGUGUAAUUUGGUUAAGAAGACAGGGAAGUUAGUGUUGCUAUAUUUGAAGAAGCCUUUAAACUUGGCACUAAGAGGCAAAAACUUGAUUUCUUUGAAACAUUCUCUUUUUAACCAAAAUGCUGCUUUUCCUAAUAGUACUCAAUAAGAGAAGUAUGGCUGUUUUAAAACGAUACUUUCAGCAACAAUUCUAAAUGUUCAUUUUAGCCAAACAACUUGAGCAACUUCUCUGUAGACUGACAGUCUUAAGUCUCUGAAGCUAGACCUAGUAUUUAGUGUGUGUGGUUAUAUAAACUAGAAUCAACUGAAGAUUUACCUUCAUGAACACAAAUAAUUAAGGAAGUGUCUUGCGUGCGUGUGUCCUUCAAAGAGUAUAUAAAGAAUGAAAUGAUAAAAUUUUUCAUCUUCUAUAUAACUUUGUUUCCUCUUUUCUAGAAAAAAGCUUACAGUUUUAAACUUUGAAAAAGUUGAAAUGCAAGGACCAUUUUGCACAAUGUCAUUGGCUGGGACAGUGUCCCUCACUGACUUGCAUACUGGGUUAUGGUUUUGGCAACUAUACUGAGUCCAGCAAGGUUAAAGCCACUUAGUCCUAAGGCUAGGAGAUGCAAAUGAAUUCUCUUCUCAACAUUAACUUCCUUUUUUGUUAAUUAUAGAACAAUAAGUUAUUAACAUGUUUAACAGGUCUUUUCUAAACCCUCGAGCCAAGAAAACAUAAAUAUUUUGAAGUUAAGUAACAUCGACUUUGAAAAUCAGGCUUAUGUGGACCUGUUUAUAUCUAUCAAAACCAGAAUUGGUCAGAAGAAAAUUAUAUGAAUUGUGGGUAUAGAUUUAUUGAAAAUAUGUUCAGUUCAACAUAGUUCAUAACAAAGGUAUGAAACCUCAACUAAAUGAAAGUAAGAAGCUGUAUACCUAAAUAAAACAAUAUUACAUCAAUACCAUGAGAAAGACUGCUCUACAAUAACAUGGAUGAGUCGUUUAAAAGUGUUCACCAUGUAAUAUUAAGGUGAUAGAAUUCAGAUACUAAAUUAAGUGUGAUAUAAUCUCAAUUAGAGAUAAAUAAACAUUAACAGUAAAUGCUCUUCCAUGUGACUCAGUUUUGCUUCUCCUGUUUUGUCUUUCCUAAAUUUUUAAAAUUAGCAAGUAUUUUUUAAUUACCAAAAAGAUAAUUUCCUAAAGAUCUCUCUGUGCAUUGCUUUUUAAAAAGUUUUUAUUGGAUAUUUUAUUUAUUUUCAUUUCAGAUGUCAUCCCCUUUACCCAUCCCCCUCCACCCGCAGAAACCCUCUAUCCCAUCCCCCCCUCCUCCUUUUUGCUUUGAUACCAUUUUUCAGCUCUAGGUGGAAAGAACUAGUAAAAUAAUGAAUGUCCAUUGCAUUUCAGUAGAGUUACUUUCAUGCAUUUGGUGUGUGAAAGGCAUUAUUCAUUUUGACCUAGGGCAAGUUACUAGUGGCUAUAACACAGUGAACUAGCUCUUUCCCCCCAUUAACUUCCUGUAGCCACCCCUCAGAGAAGGAUGGACCCUUAUACAUCCCUCCCCCUUCCAUGGUAGAAUAUCAGUGGGUCCCUGUCUUGUAAAAGAAACUGACAAAAAUUAGACAUAAGAAUGGAAAGGAUUUCAUGUGAAGAAGAAAGGUUUCAGUUGAAGCAGAUAAAAGAACUGUUUUAAGGGAUUCAGAAUGGUUCCUGACAUAAGGGAGUACGAAUGCCAGGGGUAUGGGGGUACAAAGUUGUGCAUAGGAUGUGUGUCCAUAUAGUAGCAAAGGAAUAAAUACACUUAAAAAUAUUUUAUGGUCCACUUUGCUGGAGGUCUAUCUAAAGGCAAAACAUCUGCACAGCUAUUAAACACAACUUUUAUAUAUGUAAACGUUUUGAAGAGUCGAUAUUCUAAACUGCUAGAAUCCCUAUUUUCUGUAUGAAUAUAAGGUCCACAUUUAUAGUAACCACAAUUUUAAAAAAUAUCUGAGUUGUUUCAUAUCUCUUAAAAAUUACAUAUGAAUUGUCAAAAUGUAAAAAUUCCUAAUCCCUUUUACUAAAGUACUUGUAGAGUCCACAAAUAAAUACAAGUAUUUGUAAACAAAGUGAGCAACUUUUUGUUAUAUUUUAAAAUAAAAUUUCUUGUUUACCUAA
Molecule: messenger RNA, 4925 nt
Organism: Arvicanthis niloticus (Nile rat)
Lineage: Eukaryota; Metazoa; Chordata; Mammalia; Rodentia; Muridae
Gene: Pex2
Product: peroxisomal biogenesis factor 2
Biological process (GO): protein import into peroxisome matrix; fatty acid beta-oxidation; very long-chain fatty acid metabolic process
Cellular component (GO): peroxisomal membrane; Cdc73/Paf1 complex
Molecular function (GO): zinc ion binding
Source: RefSeq, a predicted model, not a curated record